Anguilla rostrata (American eel) is the source of this 10664-nucleotide messenger RNA. It is a transcript of the gene xpr1a, whose product is annotated as xenotropic and polytropic retrovirus receptor 1a. Gene Ontology annotation, cellular component: cytoplasm; plasma membrane; Golgi apparatus. Gene Ontology annotation, molecular function: inositol hexakisphosphate binding. The transcript has 15 exons. Gene Ontology annotation, biological process: phosphate ion transport; cellular response to phosphate starvation. NCBI's taxonomy places the organism in Eukaryota, Metazoa, Chordata, Actinopteri, Anguilliformes, Anguillidae. Bases 381 to 2480 code for a protein of 699 amino acids. The record is from RefSeq and is a predicted model, not a curated record.
AGGUACCGUCUGUCAUUACGCGAUGACGCAAGGACGUAGCUUACUGAAUGUGAUGGCGGACGAAAUUACCUCCAGUGCGAGUCAGAGAGGCAAGAGAGAAAGUCGUCUGACCCGUGACAGUGCUUAGGAACCAGGUUUAGGGAGGGCGACUGUUGUGUAUGUUUUGAACGCCGUCCCCUCCCAGUGUAAUAAUAUGUGGGACCGCGUGUCUUUGGAGUGCGAUAACUGGGACGCGGCAGAAACAGACACCGCUUAUUAGUGCAGUGUAACGGUUGCUAGCUAGCUAGCUGUUAGCCAAUAAGACUCCAGUAAAAUAACAAGACGACUCAAUAAGCCAGAUCCAGCAAGGAGUAGCUAAAGGACCUGGAGGAGACACCAGGAUGAAAUUUGCGGAGCAUCUUUCUGCUCACAUCACUCCGGAGUGGAGGAAACAAUACAUCCAAUAUGAGGCGUUUAAGGAGAUGCUGUACGCCGCGCAGGACCAGGCUCCCUCCAUAGAAGUCACAGAUGAAGACACCGUCAAACGAUAUUAUGCCAAGUUUGAAGAGAAGUUUUUCCAGACCUGUGAGAAGGAACUUGCCAAAAUCAACACUUUCUAUUCAGAGAAACUGGCGGAGGCGCAGCGGCGCUUCGCCACGCUGCAGAAUGAGCUGCAGUCGUCUCUGGACGCGCAGCGGGAGAGCAGCGCGCCCGACCUGCGCCGGCGCCACAAGACGGUGUUCCACCUGUCGCACGAGGAGCGCGUCAAGUCCCGCAACAUCAAGGACCUGCAGCUGGCCUUCAGCGAGUUCUACCUCAGCCUCAUCCUCCUGCAGAACUACCAGAAUCUGAAUUUCACCGGUUUCCGGAAGAUUCUGAAGAAGCAUGACAAGAUCCUGGAGACCCCCCGCGGCGCGGACUGGCGAGUGGCCCACGUGGAGGUGGCCCCGUUCUACACCUGCAAGAAGAUCACCCAGCUCAUCUCCGAGACCGAGGCCCUGGUGACCACCGAGCUGGAAGGGGGGGACCGCCAGAAGGCCAUGAAGAGGCUGAGAGUGCCUCCGCUGGGCGCGGCGCAGCCGGCGCCAGCCUGGACCACCUUCCGCGUGGGGCUGUUCUGCGGAGUCUUCAUGGUCCUGGCCGUCUCCUUCAUCCUCAGAGGUGCGGUGUUGACGCAGCUCGGCGACCCUGAAUACCGCAACAACGUGUGGCCGCUGGUGCGCGUCUACCGCGGCGGCUUCCUGCUCAUCGAGUUCCUCUUCCUGCUGGGCAUCAACACCUACGGGUGGCGGCAGGCUGGGGUCAACCACGUCCUCAUCUUCGAGCUGAAUCCCCGCAGCAACCUGUCCCACCAGCAUCUGUUCGAGAUCGCUGGGUUCCUGGGGGUCCUGUGGUGCAUCAGCAUCCUGUCCUGCCUGUACUCGGACUACACCUUCAUCCCCAUGCAGGUCAACCCGCUCAUACUCUACGGCUUCAUGCUCCUCUUCCUCAUCAACCCCUUCAAGACCGGCUACUACAAGUCCCGCUUCUGGCUGCUCAAGCUACUGUUCCGUGUGUUCACAGCUCCUUUCCACCGGGUGGAGUUCGCAGACUUCUGGCUGGCAGACCAGCUCAACUCCCUGGUGUUUGUGCUGAUGGACCUGGAGUACCUGGUCUGCUACUACAGCUUUGAGCUCAACUGGAACACAAAGAACGGACUGCUGCCCCACCACCAGGGUGACGUGAUGUGCCACAGCUACUCGUACGGCGUCCGCGCCAUCAUCCAGUGUCUGCCCGCCUGGUUCCGCUUCGUGCAGUGCCUGCGCCGUUACCGCGACACCAAGCGCGCCUUCCCUCACCUGGUCAACGCCGGCAAAUACUCCACCACCUUCUUCGUGGUCACGUUCUCGGCCCUCUACCACACUCACAGAGCCCAGAGCCACGACGACGCGGAGGUCUUCUUCUACCUGCUCAUCGUCUCCUCGGUGAUCAGCUCCUGCUACACCCUCAUCUGGGACCUGAAGAUGGACUGGGGCCUGUUCGACCGCAGCGCCGGGGAGAACACCUUCCUGAGGGAGGAGAUCGUCUACCCGCAGAAAGCCUACUACUACUGUGCCAUAGUGGAAGACGUGAUCCUGCGCUUCGCCUGGACCAUCCAGCUCUCCCUCACCACCAUGGACGUCUUCCCCUCAGCCGCCGACAUCCUGUCCACCAUCCUGGCUCCCCUGGAGGUCUUCAGGCGCUUCGUGUGGAACUUCUUCCGGCUGGAGAACGAGCACCUGAACAACUGCGGCGAGUUCCGGGCGGUGCGGGACAUCUCGGUGGCGCCGCUCAACGCCGACGACCAGACGCUGCUGGAGCAGAUGAUGGACCAGGAGGACGGCGUGCGCAACCGGCAGGGCAAGAAGAGCUGGAAGCGCAGCUACAGCCUGUCCCUGCGCCGGCCCCUCCUGUCCUCCCAAUCCAAGACCCGAGACACCAAGGUGUUGAUAGAGGACACCGACGACGAGGCCUACACAUGAGCCUGAGGGGCCGCUCGAUGCCUGGGGUCACACCCCCCAGCCCGCUGUCCAAUCAGAGCAUCACAGAGCUGCCUCUCUGCACCUUCUGCGCAGAUACACACCACACACAUCCCUUAGACACACUAACGUAAACAACUCCCAUAGACACACGCGCACACACACACACACACACAUCCCUUAGACACACUAGCAUAAAUAACUUCCAUAGACAGACACACACACAUCCCUUAGGCACACUAGCAUAAAUUACUUCCAUAGACAGACACACACACACACAUCUCUUAGACACACUAACAUAAACAACUCCCGUAGACAGACACACACACACGCAUCCCUUAUACAUACUAACAUAAACAACUCAUUUAGACAGACACACACACAUCCCUUAGACACACUAACGUAAACAACUCCCAUAGACACACGCGCACGCACACACACACACACACAUCCCUUAGACACACUAACGUAAACAACUCCCAUAGACACACGCGCACACACACACACACACACAUCCCUUAGACACACUAGCAUAAAUAACUUCCAUAGACAGACACACACACACAUCUCUUAGGCACACUAGCAUAAAUAACUUCCAUAGACAGACACACACACACAUCCCUUAGGUACACUAACACGAACAACUCCCAUAGACAGACACACACCCAUCUCUUAGACACACUAACAUAAACAACUCUCAUAGACGGACACACACACACAUCCCUUACACAUACUGACGUAAACAACUCCUUUAGACAGACACACACACAUCCCUUAGACACACUAACGUAAACAACUCCCAUAGACAAACACACACACAUCCCUUAGACACACUAUUGUAAACAAAUCCCAUAGACAGACACACACACAUCCCUUAGACACACUAACUUAAACAAUUCCCAAAAUCAGACACAGCUAUUUCUUAGUCACACUAAUACCAACACACUCACAUCCCUUACACAUGCGCAUACACCUGCAUCACAGAUACAUACCAUAUAUCGCUUAAGCAUGCACGCAUGUACACCACACACACUCAUACAGCCUUUUAGUGCACUAACAUACAGACAAACAUACACCCCAUAGACCCACACAUCCUGUUGACACACACGCUCACACGUGUACACACAUCGACACAGAGAAAUCACAUUAGUCGCAGACACAAGCGGUUGUACAAACAGACGCAUUCUCAUUGAUCAGUCACGCAUAGAUACUGCACUUGCUGUACACAUAUGUACACAUGCGCUCUCUGGCAUACACUUGGAAAAGUCACCCUUUCCUGGGAUUUUCCUGUAACACAUUUUUAAUUAGACAUUUGUGCACAUUAUUUUUAUUUUUAUUUUUUCAUGCAUUUUUUUAAUUUGUAUAUUUGUUUAGGGGUUUUAUCUCGCCAACUAUUUUUUUUGAAGAUACAUACAUAACAAGCAAAUGACUGUUUACAAACAUUUAUAUAAUCUGUAUAUCAGGAUCAACAGGGAGAAGAUAUUAAUAAUCACAAAGACUAAUAUGAAUAAUAAGACAACAGAGCAUGGACUCAGAAACCAGACAAUAACCACGGCUCAUCCAGAAACUUUUCUCACGGAUGGUUUUUUUGGGGGGUUUUAUUUGAUCUUGGUUUUUUUUUUUUUAAAUCCUGUUGGUUCGUUUCGUCUUUACGUUGUCAUGGAGUCAGCGUACAGCCCUGGAUGCACUUGCAGGAAAAGUGCACAGAAAGCAACUAACGGAAAAAAACAACUACAUACAUAGUUUAUUUUUAAUUUUUGUAAUGUACAUUAUUCUAAUUUUGCGGGUUUCGUUUGUUAUUGUUAUUUAUGAGAACGAGAAUGGCUUGAGCGUCUGUGCAAUGUGUAAGUGUUUGAAAAGGUGACAGCUGAGUUGUGGCUCCUGCUUUGCUGACUGAAGGCAGAGAGCCUUUUUUCUGGGUGUUUAAAAAACCUUCAGGUGGCCCAAAUUAAGCCAUGUUCCGGAGAGCAAGCCCCGCCCAUACACCUGCCUAUCACAGCGCCGCACCAAUGAACGGUUCAGAGGUCAUCGCUCAAGGAAGAUCUGCGUCCACCUUCUGGAAUGCUGGUUGUGCCAAAGUGUAUGUGAUACUACCGUGGUCUAGUCAGAGAGCUGGAUAGGUGGUCAAAUUUCUUGCGGGCUCCCAAAGUAGUGUUGCGGAUAAAUAGCUGAAUUGUGUAACGUUAUUUGUUGCCAAAAAUAUAAUGAAAAUGUCCUUUUUGUUGUGAUUAUUUACAUGUUAAAUAUGAUGUUGAAAAAGGCUCAUAGCCACUGUCAUUUAGUUAAGCUGAUCCAAACGUCUACUUCACAAAGUUCAGUGUUUGUAGAAAUGGAUUUUUUUGCCAUUUCAAAAUCACUUAUUUAUAUCUAUUAUCAUAUGAGCCAGGGCUGCACAGUCUUGCAUAACUGUGUUUUUGUAGCCAGAACUUCAUUUUGGCACAAUUGUUUUUGUAUUAUUCUGUGUAUAUAUACAAUAUAUUUGGAUUGGUAGAUUUGUGUUGCUUUGGAAGAGUAACCCGUAUAUUGUGUGGUCAGUAGAUUUGAAAAUACGACAGUCUUAGUCGUUUUGUAUUUCUUCUGGGAAAUCCAUUUUGGACUGCCAGGCUGUUGGGUAGAAAUGAACCCUCUGUUUUAAUGAACCCUGUGUAAUUCAGUCUCUAAACAGAUGGUUUAGGCAUGCAGCGGUGUUGUCUGUGUGGCGUACAGAUCGCUUUGUGGCCUGCUUUAUUUUAGCUCUGUUUGCUCUGUGAAGUUAUUAUAUUAUAGAGCUCCACCGUUUUCAGAUUUUGUUUUAUCAGACGUGUACUGUAUCAAGCCUAGUCUUGAUACAGAAGGUUCUAGUAACUCUGAAUAAUGGUCACUUGCACUAAAAGGUGGUUUCUCCCUGUUUGCAGAACACGGACCAAACCUGUACUAGGCCUUUGACAGUUUUUUUUGUCUUGUCUGUCUCCUCAUCCACUUAUCAUCCAAUUUUGUCCAUUUUGGAUGCAUUCCCCUCAUUUUGCAUUACACUAAUUUACUCUGUCCUUUUUUUUUGUCAAGGCUAACGUUUAUGACAGCACUGCUUCUAUGAAUUCAGGGCAUUGUAUCUUGUGCGUGGGAUAGAUUUCUGUGUAGCAGCCUCUGGAUCAGUCCUGUGCUCCUGUUUUUGCUUCUGUGAUCGUUUUUCAGACUGUUUUAUUGAACUGGGGACCAAGAGGGCGGCCCCUCAUUGUGCUAGACGGUGCACAAACUGUGAGGCUGUUGCAGGGACAGGGUGAGGGGGAGGUGAACAGUUCAGGGGGAGGCUGUCUUUUCUGCCACCCACUCAGGUUAGAUAAUCUUUCUAUUGUGUUAUUGUGUUCUUCUUUUCCUCAGCCAGUGAAACUCAAGCUUUGUUGAGCUUCUUUCGAAACGUUCAGCUGAAGAGGAAUAUGAGUGAUUUGUGUUCUGCGUUGAUAAUGCUGAACGUCCUGCUAUAGAAGUGUGACUGCAGUCUUUCAUGAAGGGGGAGGAGACUGAACUUAGUCCCUCCUCCUAUGCCACCUGAAGGACAUUUAAACAUCCAGGAAUAUCCUCUGGUAUGUCAAAUGUGUUGCCGGGCACAUAGUUGCUACGGCUAAUGUCAAAUGGGUUUGUAUAUGUUUGUACUGAGCUUCACUGGAAAAAAAAACAAAACAAAACUCGAGGGCUUGGGAGUGUGUAUAUGAUAUGCCAUAUCCACUCUCCAUUGCCUGAGCCUCAACGAUCAAAUCUGCUGGUUUGUCCUGACAUUUCAAGUAGCACAAUAAAUGAACGUGUUUUAAAGAGUAGACUGCUGUUUAUAAAGGUGUGAACUCAGCAGGUCAGCCAUAAGGGUUGGCAUAUUGAGGUGCGGAGGGUGAGGAACUACAGAAUCUCUGUGUAACAGCAUAAUGAUGUUCCACUUUCAUUCACAUUUUUGUGGCAAUAGAUUUUUGUUUUAAUAAUUGCUGUUGGUAAUUUAACAGAUAUUUUCCUGCACAAUAAUUUUAUGAUGUCAUAAACUGUAUAAUUUGUGAAAACGCACUUGACUUUUCUGUUGUUUCACUGUAAUGGAGAAAAUGAUAAUGCUUUUGAUAAAGAUCUCAAACUAUCCUGGAGGUGACUAGAGCUGAGGAUUUGAAUGAUUAUAUGUUAUUAAUAUUCUACAAUGCAUGCUUACCUGCUCAUUAAGGAGAAUCUUUUCUUAAACCUGUGAAAAUGAUCUAUGGAAACAAUCACAGAAAUUCCUAGAAAUGUAAUUUAUUUGAGUCCAGGUUAACCUGUGUCACAAAUAUGGAGCACAGAAGAUUGGUAUCUGUUCUUGUACCCCAAAUGCAUGUCACAUGACUGCCUCCAUGUUGGGUGUUUGAAAAAGUACAAGUUUUAUCUGGGGUACAUGAUCUUAUACUUUAGUAAUAUUUAGGAGGCUUUACCCAGUAAACAUGACCCAUUUGGCCCCAGGAUGGCUUUACAUUAUUUAUAUCAGAGGGCCAGCAUUAAAUUUGCUCUUCUGCAUUACUAAAGGCCACCAAGAACGCUUUAGCAUUGUCUACCAGCAAUGGCCUUACAAAAUUCCUCCAGCUUGAUCAUUAUUGUGGUUUGUUCUUGGACAAAUGCUGCCACUAAUUGCUGAAGUACUGCUCUCUGGCAAUUAGCUGCUGCCUGACUGGUACUGUCAUAUUUCAUGCAUUCAUGCUGGUAGUUAGAAUUUGGCUAGUUCUACUUGUAAUAGAUUCGCUGCAAUUGGCUCCAGACACCAAAACGGAUGUUGGUGGUAAUUAAUUGAGACCUCCAGAAUACCAGCAUUGGCUCCUGACUGUUAAAGUACUGUUGGGGAAAUGUAGUGUGGCAUUACUGGGCUAGCACUGGCACGCUACAUUCCUCAGUGUCCAACACUGGACCAAGUAGCUUAUGUUUGCAGGGUAGUAGUCCCCUAUGUGUAGACGUAGGGAGGGUCUGUGGUUUUCACCUGCUGGAUCCACAUUUGAAUUACAGAGCUGAAAAUACUACUGAUGGCAAUCAAGGCAAUGCACAACUGACCUAAGAAUCUCUUAAAUAAAUACCUGUAGUCUGCAGAAAUGUGUCCAGAAUACAAGUAAACAAUUUCAAAAUAAGUUUAUUUUUCACAGAAAUAAAUCAGGGGCCUAUGUUACACAGCUCAGGGAGACCGAGUUGGUAGCUUUUGGUUCUGGUUAGGAGCAACCUUGUGCGCAGGAAUUUAAAGGGUGCAUACAGGAAGUGAAGUGCCCCUUUAAUCCCUGUACACAAGGUCAAGGGCAACAAUUGUUGUGGUUAAUCAAAGGGCAUGUCAGUACAAAGGGCAUGACCGGGUAAUUUAUUAAUUACCUUGGCAUUUUACAUAGGAUUGACAAUUGAUGAAAAUCUGAAAAAUCCUGCAACUGAUGUUAUAUAUAUAUAUAUCAAAUGUCAAAUGUCCUCCAGUGGUCCCUCUUAAAAAUCUGUAAAUUUGAUUGAAACAUUCUUUUAAUAAUAUAGCUGUCCAAAUUUCAGAAAACAGUUGUGGAUUGUUGACAAAAACACCAUGCAUCACCAAGUAGCUGUAAAAAAUUUGAAUACUUGUUACCUUGACUGUGUUGAAACGCUUGGGCUUUUUAUUGCUUUUCAUGAAAACUGAUCCACAUCAAUCGAUUAACCGGUGAAAUUAGAUGUGGCGUGAUUGCAAAUGAAUAAGCGUGAUGUCUGACAAGACAGGGCCACACUGUCUAUUGGAGCAGGCAAGUUGGGGGGGGGUGGCGUGAGGUAGUCUAUAAUGCACAAACUGAAAUAAGAAUCCAGUGGUCUUCCCAUUUUCACUUGGCUCUCUGUUCCUGCUCUUCGUACAAGGUGCUAUGGCUUUGCGUUCUUGUGCAACUCAUGGUUAGGCCUCUGCUUUCUCCUCUCCAGCCCACGCCAGUCAGGCGGCGUUUAUAAAUGUGUUGUGUCAUAGCAGCAGAAGCGAGAAAGAAAAGGUACAUUCCAGUCCGCUUCUGUUAUGUUCACACCUGCCCUCAACUCUCCAAGGAUAAUUUUGUGGAUAAAAUCAAGGCUUGCCUUUGUAUUAUUUCUGCUCUUUCUCUCUUGUAACUGAAUCAGAUUUCUUUGAGUCACCUCAGAAACAAACGCCCGGGUGAUGUACAGCUGACCUCUGCCCCUUUUUAUUUCUUUGGCAUAUCUGUUGGACGCAUGGUUAACCCGUGCAGACAUUUGGAGCUUGCAAUCCCAACAUACUGGCAAUGGAAUCUGUUACACCUUUGCGAGCACAAUCUCUUUCGGCUGUAACUUUGAAGGUGGGUUAGCCCUUUUCAUGGGAAGCCAGACUUUUCAAAGGAAGGUUUAAUGUAAUCAGUCUUGUGUUACUGCCUGCUUUGUCUAUCCGUUUCUAUCUUUCACUCUGUGGCUAAGCUGUGUUUCGGUCAUGCAGUCACUGAGUUGUGUCUAGUGAACAAUGUGUGUGUUCUGUGCUGUUGGCUUUUUUUGUUGUUUGUUUAUUUUUUGUCUUCUUUUUGCUUGGCAUUAUUAGUGCUGUUAAUGCAACGUAGUGGGGAUGAGGGACCUAACAAGAUUCUCACUAAAAACUCAAGCAGAAUAGUGUAACUUAUUUGGAAUGUGAAAACCAACUAUGACAAAAAUGACAUAAAAUGGCUUGUGCCUUUUUAAGUAGAUUUGUGUGCUAUUGUACCGAUUGUAGACAAAGAGCUGUCCUCAAUUAAGGCUGCCACUAUAAUAGUCUUUGUUAGUUGUGCUGCUGCUUUAUGUUACUAUUUGUCAAAACAUUUCAUAAACACAAGCCAUUUAAUAUGGACAGUUUUGCAUCUACAUUAUAGUUACUGCAAACCAACAUGCAGAAGUCAUUUACGUGCCAAGUUUUUGUAUGCUGUGUUUGUUGGAGUUUUGGGUCCCUGUGCAAUCUGAAAUUCUCUUAGGCAAAGACCAGACCACCAGGGCAGUCAGCCUAACCCUCACCAAAGAGCAUCCUACUGCAAGGUCGCCUUUCAUUUUCUUGUAGUUGUUGCAAUUCAGCGCCUUUUUAAGUAAGAGCUUGACAUCUCUUUCCCGCCCAAACGCAGGUACACACAUGCACACUCAUUCAGCCUCUCUUAAGCCCCUCCCUGUCUCUCCCCUUUUCACCCCUGACCCCACCCAAACCCAGACUGCAAGCACAAACCCUCUAUCCCCUUUCGUCAGUUCUGUUUGUGUUGCUUUGCACAACUGUCUUGCCUGCAUGCUGCUUUAAUUUUAAUUGUACAUAUUUUCAUUUGUUUUUCUUUAUGUGGGUAAGAAUCACUAUUAUAUCAUUUUUGAAAUUCUUGUUUUUAAGACAAGCAGUAUUUAGGUGAUGAGGAGCAUCUUGAUUGUUCACAAUCCUGCACUCUUUUAGUGUAAUAACUGUCCAACUGUGUACGUGUAAAAAAGAAAAAAAGAAAAGAAAAUACAGUAAGUUAAUAUGGAAUGUGAUUGGUCUUAUCUUGUUGGUGCUUCUUUCUGAUUUGUCCUUGCUCCUUCAUCCCCAAGGCUUGUGUCCAGGGCAGGUGGAGGGAGGGGGGUUACGGUUUUGAGCAAACCUCAUAUUGGAAAGUGCCGACAUUUAAACAUCAAAAAGCAGGGGAACUUCUUUUACUCUUUAUGAAUAGAAAAAUGAACAAUUACACACAUUAAUAGUAAUAACUGACCAAAUGAACUAUGUGAGGUCAGUGGUGGGAGAACUCUUCAAGCUUCAAGUUUGAGGGUUAUUUUGUAGAUUUUUUUUUCUGUUUUUGCACAAAAAGACUUGAAUGAUAGGCAAGCCCUGAUAUCACUUUUUCUUACUGGGGGAAAGCCCCAAUGAUCUGUCGAUUCUAUUGCUUGCUAAAUCCAUGAUGUUAAGUGCUUGAUAUCUUGCUGCAUCUUUACUUCUUGAUGUUGUACUCUUUCUUUCUAAAAAUAGAUGACUGUGACAAUGUUUGUAGUUAAUAGAUGGUUGUACCUAAAAAAAGGGUUUAAAAACUGAUAAAACUUACGUGGUUAUGUGUUUAGAGACAUUUUUAAAAAAAGAAAAGUUGAAAGGAAAUGUCUUACAAUCCCCCUUUUGCAGAGUAGUUUGUACAUGUUGAGUGUAUUGCGCUGUGCUAUGAUGGUUUUACUGAUGGUCUGAUUUGUAUUUCUGUAUACACUUUGGUGAUCCUGUCAUAUCUGGGUUUUAUAAACCACGCUUAUUUUUAAAGUGUA